AUGCUCUGCGAGUCGGGCGUGCUGCUGCUCGCCUCCGCCACUGCGAGCGGCUGCCUCUGGAUGAUGCCCAUGCGGCUUCCGGACAAGCUUCCCGACGGCGUGCUAGAGAGCUGGAACCAGACCUUCGCGCCGGGCGAGGAGCAGCUAACCCUCCGUUGCCAGCUGCCGAUCCUGCCGCUUGCCGCCGAGGCCCCACCGUCAUAA
Molecule: messenger RNA, 204 nt
Organism: Emiliania huxleyi CCMP1516
Lineage: Eukaryota; Haptophyta; Isochrysidales; Noelaerhabdaceae
Exons: 2
Coding region: 1-204 (67 amino acids)
Source: RefSeq, a predicted model, not a curated record